Eriocheir sinensis (Chinese mitten crab) is the source of this 510-nucleotide messenger RNA. RefSeq lists its product as uncharacterized. Lineage: Eukaryota; Metazoa; Arthropoda; Malacostraca; Decapoda; Varunidae. The coding region runs from base 1 to 510 and encodes 169 amino acids. The transcript is spliced from 3 exons. The record is from RefSeq and is a predicted model, not a curated record.
AUGGAGGUGGAGGUGGAGAAAGAACAAGAAUUGGAGUCUGACCACACCAUCACGUCGGUCUCGGUCACCGCGGCACAGGUGGAGAAAGUACUCCUGGAUGUUGAUGCGGGGAAAGCCACAGGCCCUGAUAACAUCAGCCCCAGGGUGUUAAAGAACUUUGCCAAGGAGCUGUCCGAGCCUCUCGCCAACAUCUUUAGUGCCUGCCUCGUGGAGAAGAAGAGGCCAGCCGCCUGGAAGGAAGCUAAUGUGUUCGGGUUCAGGGCGGCUGCUCCACCUCUGAUCUCCCUUCUCCUCCUCUCACAAGAGUGGCAAGAUUCCCUUGAAGGCCUGGACACACUCGUGGUGGCGCUAGACAUUGCCGGCGCCUUUGAUCGAGUGUGGCACUCUGGCCUACUGGCAAAGCUUUGUGCCAAGGGUAUAGAGGGGAGUCUGUUGACUCUGCUCGAAGACUACCUCCACGGUAGGUCGCUUCGGGUAGUCGUCAAUGGCCGGACCUCGACGCCUGUAUAG